Molecule: messenger RNA, 3990 nt
Organism: Kuraishia capsulata CBS 1993
Lineage: Eukaryota; Fungi; Ascomycota; Pichiomycetes; Pichiales; Pichiaceae
Exons: 1
Coding region: 1-3990 (1329 amino acids)
Biological process (GO): mitotic chromosome condensation
Cellular component (GO): chromosome
Molecular function (GO): ATP binding; ATP hydrolysis activity; protein binding
Source: RefSeq, a predicted model, not a curated record
AUGAAGGCAUUAUCAGAAUCACAUCAGAACGUGAGAAGUUCCAGAGCCAAGGGCCGGAAAGAGGUGAGGCCCAGUCUGAGUGAAGAUGAAAAGGAGAAUAUCAGCAGGAACGAUAGCGUCGCUAACUUGGAGUCUGUCGAUACUAAUGCAGUCGAGCAAGAAUUUUCUGAUGAAGAUGUCUCUUUUGAUACUGCCAAUGAAAUCCAAGUCGCCUCUCUUCAGCCGAUUGCGCAACCAGAUCAGUGCGCAACCACAAUGGAGACGGAAGUUGAAGUUGAACAAGAACAACAACUGCCAGCAGAGACCAAGCCAGCAGAGAGACUGGUGAUAGAUAAAUUGGUUCUCACGAAUUUCAAGUCUUAUGCUGGGAAGCAAACUAUUGGGCCUUUUGACGCGUCUUUCAGUGCAGUUGUUGGACCCAACGGAUCUGGAAAGUCCAACGUGAUCGACUCUUUAUUAUUUGUUUUUGGUUUCAGAGCUACGAAGAUGAGACAGAGCAAGCUGAGUGAGUUGAUUCACAAGUCUGAGAAUUUUCCUAACCUGGAAUUCUGUGCUGUAGAUAUAUACUUCAAGCUGGUUGUGGACAACGAAGAUGCUACCAGCAGCGAUAUCGCGGAUUCCACGCUGCUUGUGUCCAGAAGAGCAUUCAAGAACAACGGCUCAAAGUACUACAUCAACAACAUGGAGAGUACGUAUUCCAUAGUGACGAAGAUGCUCAGAGAUAAGGGUAUCGAUCUGGAUCACAAGAGAUUCCUGAUCCUCCAAGGUGAAGUCGAGAGCAUCGCCCAGAUGAAACCAAAGGCCGAAAAUGGAGGUGAUGAUGGACUGCUGGAGUAUCUUGAGGAUAUCAUCGGCACUGCCGAUUACAAGGGCUCCAUAGAACAGAGUCUGGGAAGAGCCGCAGAGCUCAACGAAGUGUGUCGAGAAAAAGAGGGCAGAUUUAAGAUUGUUGAAGACGAAAAGUCGGCUCUCGAAGACAAAAAAGAUGGUGCACUUGAAUUUCUGAAAAAGGAAAAAGAGCUUUUGCACUAUCGCUCGAUACAGCUGCAGUACGAACAAGCCAAAUAUUCGAAGGAGCAAACGACGGUUGAGGAAACAGUCAGCGGACUUGCUGACAAGUUGAACCAGGAACGAACUGAGACCCAGGAAUAUGAGCAAGAAAUCAAAGAUAUGAUCGAAGAACACCAUGGCCUGAAGCAAAGUCUCGAAAAGCUCACCAAGCAGGUCAGCUCCCUUGAAAAAUCCUAUAGGCAAAUACAGAGGGAAAAGAUGUCUUUGGAUGAGAAGCUGAAACACUUAGAAACCAAGAAAAAAAAGGCCUCGAAGUCGCUGGCUUCAAACGAGCAGUCUGUGAGAGAAGCGGAAGCCAACACUGCUCAAAUUGAGAAGGAGCAGGAAGACUUCCAGUCUCAGCUGAACUCUUUGGAUAAGCAACUUGCAAAGGAGAAGGAAGAACUGGAGAGUGCCAGACUUGAAUUGGCGGAUAAGACGCAAGCGUUUACCCUCGAGGUUGAGGAAUUGAAGGAAGUUUUGGAGCCCUGGAUUGAAAAGCUGAACUCCAAAGAUAGCCAGAUAGCUGUUCUACAGUCGGAACUGGAAAUGCUGGUCAGAAAGAAGAACGAGAGCGCCACAGAGCUUGCUAGAAUUCAGGAACAAAUUGAGGCGCUGAUCACCCAAGGGAAAGAUAAGAAGCGCCAGGCUUUGGAGCUUAGAGAAGAGAACAAAGGUCUGCCUUCAAAAAUCAAACAGGGAAAAUUCUCUGUAGAGAACGCCAGCAGAAAGCUGGAAGAAUUUCACAGCGAAGCAUCAACGCUGAGACAGAAAGUUUCUGAGGCAAGAAACAAUUUGUCGAGCGAUCAGAAUAAAAGCAAAGUGUUGACUGCUCUUGGAAGACUUAAACAAACAGGCAGAAUCGAAGGUUUCUACGGCAGACUGGGAGACUUGGGGGCAAUAGAUGAGAAAUACGAUGUUGCGAUCUCCACUGCUUGUCCUGGUUUGGACUCUAUGGUUGUGCAAACUGUUCAAACUGGUAGGCAAUGUCUGGAAUAUCUCAGAAACAAUAACCUGGGAUACGGAAGGUUUCUGGUGUUGGACGAACUGAGGCGUGGAAACAUGAAUCCUAUUCAAACACCACGUAAUGUUCCCAGGCUUUUUGAUUUGGUCAAGCCUGUUGAUUCCAAGUUUGCGCCAGCAUUUUAUGAUUCCCUGGGAGACACGCUAGUUGCUGCCAACCUGGAAGAAGCCAAAAGCGUGGCGUAUGGAGCGAGGAGAUGGAGAGUUGUCACGAUAGAUGGCAAAGUCAUCGAUGUGUCUGGUACUCUCUCCGGUGGUGGAGAUUUUGUGAACAAGGGUGGUAUGAAGUCUUCGAAUGCUGGAAACAUUUCAGAAGCAGAAAUUGAACAGUUGGAGAAGACUCUCAACGAUAAGGAAGCAUUUGUCAAGCAAGCCGAGGACGUCUAUGAUCAAAUGGUGACACACUUGCGCGAUCUGGAAGAACGUAAGCCUGAGAUCGAGACCGAGCUCGCGAAACUUUCUAUGGAUGCCGAUGCUAUAGCUACUGAGAUCCAGGCCCUUCAGCGCACUGCUCAAGAAAUUAUCAGAAACACCUCCAAUUCUUCUGAAAUUGAUGAAGCUAUUUCGCAAACAGAGUCUAAACUGGCCACUUUGAGGGUUGAAAGAGAGGAGCUGAAGGCUGGAGCAGCUAAAAUCGAGCAGGAAAUCAAGGAAGUGGAGAACAAAAUUAUGGAUGUUGGUGGUGUGAAAUUGCGUAUGCUGCACUCCAAAGUUGAUUCUGCUCUUCAAAAGAAAGAGAUUGUGCAGAAGCAGUUCCAAUCACAUAAGACCCAGCUUAAGAAACUGGCUGGUGAUCUGACAAGACUCGCCAAAGCUGCAGCUUCAUACAAAAAGGAUAUCGAGGACUGUGAGUCGGAGAGUGACAAACUCACUUCUUCAAAUGCGGAGAACGACUCUGAGUUUGUGGCCUUGGAGGCUCAAAUUGGUAGUCUCCAGGGAGAACGGGAGGAUGUUAUUUCCAGUAUUGAGAAGACGGGAGAAGAGUUGGAUCUCAAGGAAAAACGGCUCGCUGAGCUUCGCUCAGGACAGAUCGAGAUUGAAAACAAGUUGGAAAAGCAUCAGGGAUACUUGAAAAGUGUGGUCAAAAAGUUGGGCACAAUUCAAGAAGAGUUGGAUAGUUUUGAGAUUCGAACUUUUGAUGAAAAUGAGCUUGAAUGGCUGGAAGAGAAGGAUGAGGCACGCAACGAGAUUGAUCAGUCGGGUAUUCUCUCCAGACUUACUCCUGACGAGAUAGAUGACAUCAAAAUUGACGAUGUGGAAGCCAAAAUUGCCAAUCUGGAAGACUACAUGGAAGACGUCAAAGUGGAUCUUGACGUUUUGCAGGAGUAUAGCAGAAGAUACAGGGAGUACAAUUCGAGAAAGUCUGAUUUGAACAAUGCUGUUUCUGAAAGGGAGAGAGAAGUUGAGCUUGCAGAAACGUUAAAGAAGAAGAGGUACACGGAGUUUAUGGCUGGUUUUCACACCAUCUCCAUGACACUGAAGGAGAUGUACCAGAUGAUCACGAUGGGUGGUAACGCAGAGCUGGAGCUUGUGGAUUCUCUGGACCCAUUUAGCGAAGGAAUCCUGUUCAGUGUCAUGCCUCCGAAAAAGUCCUGGAAGAACAUCUCUAACUUGUCGGGUGGUGAGAAGACACUUUCGUCCUUGGCGUUGGUCUUCUCGUUGCAUCGUUAUAAGCCCACUCCCUUGUACGUGAUGGACGAGAUCGAUGCCGCUCUUGAUUUCAGGAAUGUCAGCAUUGUUGCAAACUAUAUCAAGGAUCGAACGAAGAAUGCUCAGUUCAUUGUCAUCUCUUUGAGAAACAACAUGUUCGAGUUGGCGAAACAGCUCGUUGGUGUCUACAAGGUGAACAACAUGACGAAGUCAAUAUCUCUUCAGAAUAGGGAAAUGGUGAACGAACAAUCGGACCCACCAAGCUGA